CAGCGACAGGGGGCGGAGCCAGGGCGGCUGGCCAGGGCCCAGCAUAUAACUCUGGGCGGGUGCAGUCUGGGGCGCAGUCUGGGGCAGCAGACACCCAGCCGCUCUGAGCUCAACUGGCAGCAUGAAGGCCCUCCUGGCCCUGCCGCCGCUGCUGCUGCUUCUCUCCACGCCCCCCUGCACCCCCCAGGUCUCCGGGAUCCGGGGAGAUGCUCUGGAGAAGUCUUGCCUUCAGCAGCCCCUGGACUGCGAUGACAUCUACGCCCAGGGCUACCAGGAGGAUGGCGUGUACCUCAUCUACCCCUCCGGGCCCAGUGUGCCUGUGCCUGUCUUCUGUGACAUGACCACCGAGGGCGGCAAGUGGACGGUUUUCCAGAAGCGAUUCAAUGGCUCAGUGAGUUUCUUCCGGGGCUGGAACGACUACAAGCUGGGCUUCGGCCGUGCCGACGGGGAGUACUGGCUGGGGCUGCAGAACCUGCACCUCCUGACGCUGAAGCAGAAGUACGAGCUGCGGGUGGACCUGGAGGACUUUGAGAACAACACGGCUGCCGCCAAGUACGCUGAAUUCUCCAUCUCGCCCAACGCGGUCAGUGCGGAGGAGGACGGCUACACCCUCUACGUGGCAGGCUUCGAGGAUGGCGGGGCAGGCGACUCCCUGUCCUACCACAGCGGCCAGAAGUUCUCCACCUUUGACCGGGACCAGGACCUCUUUGUGCAGAACUGUGCGGCCCUCUCCUCGGGAGCCUUCUGGUUCCGCAGCUGCCACUUUGCCAACCUCAACGGCUUCUACCUGGGUGGCUCCCACCUCUCCUACGCAAAUGGCAUCAACUGGGCCCAGUGGAAGGGCUUCUACUACUCCCUCAAGCGCACCGAGAUGAAAAUCCGCCGGGCCUGAGGGGCUGGCCCCUGUCAGGCCCCAAGCCUCCCCUGGCUGCUCUGGCUCUCCAUGAGUGCUCCGUCUGCACCCUGGCACCCCCACCCCUGCCCACUGCUCUCUUAGCACCUGCUUCUCCCAGGGGUCCUUGCGGCUCUAGUCCCAGCGGGUCCUGUCACACCCACGGUGUCCAUCUCAAACCCAGGCCUCCAUUCCCCUCACCUGCGACCACAAGGCCAGCCGCUUUCCCGGGCCUCCUGGACCUGCCUGGGCUCUGCGAGACUCUUCCUUGCCUCUGCCCUCCCCACAAGGCAGAGAGCCGGGAGCCGCUCCCUGGCUGCGGACUGCUCCGUCUGGAGCCCCCUAGCAUGCCAGCUUGGGCUGCCGUAGUCUGACCAAUAGCCGUGGCAUGUGCCAGGCCACCCGCGUGUGGCCACCAUAGCCACACCCCACCCACAGCCCACUCUGCUGUCCUCAGUAUCUCCAUCCUCUGCCUCCCUCCUGCCAAGUCAUUCCCCAGUGGUGAGCACCAUGGGCCCGCAGCCCCAACUCACAGUCCUACCCCGCUGCCCCCUCCCGCCUGUCCCAGGCCCCACAGCUCAUGCCAAAAUCAAAUUUCCCCACAGCUAUCGCACGCCGCUCUAGAACAGCUCCCGCCGAGACAGGCAGGGAUAUGAAGUCCCCCCACCCGCCCCAGGGCUGAGGUUUGACUGUGUUGGAGAGACAGAGGAUAACCUCUGCGGGGCCGGAAGGAGGUGGGGAGUGAAAAGCUCAAUAAAACCUCAGGAUCUGAA
Messenger RNA from Lutra lutra (Eurasian river otter), 1665 nucleotides. RefSeq names its product microfibril associated protein 4 (gene MFAP4). The transcript is spliced from 6 exons. The record is from RefSeq and is a predicted model, not a curated record. NCBI's taxonomy places the organism in Eukaryota, Metazoa, Chordata, Mammalia, Carnivora, Mustelidae. Gene Ontology annotation, biological process: elastic fiber assembly. The coding region runs from base 122 to 892 and encodes 256 amino acids.